AUGGCCAACCUCGGCGUCCCCGUCAAGCUCCUGCACGAGUCGCUGGGCCACAUCGUCACGGUCGAACUCAAGAGCGGCGAGAUGUACCGCGGCAAGCUGAUGGAGGCCGAAGACUGCCUCAACAUGGCCAUGCGCGACAUCACCGUGACGGCGCGCGACGGACGCGUGUCCCAGCUCGAACAGGUGUACAUCCGUGGCAGCAUGAUCCGCUUCAUUAUCGUGCCCGACCUCCUGGCCAACGCGCCCAUGUUCAAGCGUGUCGGCCCCAACGCUAUGCGCGGGCGCGGUAUCGGUGCCGCUCGUGGGCGCGCCACUAUCCAACGAGCCAACGCUCGCCGCGGUGCGCCGCGCAGCCAGGGUGUCCGCCGUUAG
Messenger RNA from Cutaneotrichosporon cavernicola, 372 nucleotides. RefSeq lists its product as uncharacterized. The coding region runs from base 1 to 372 and encodes 123 amino acids. The record is from RefSeq and is a predicted model, not a curated record. NCBI's taxonomy places the organism in Eukaryota, Fungi, Basidiomycota, Tremellomycetes, Trichosporonales, Trichosporonaceae. Gene Ontology annotation, molecular function: RNA binding. The transcript is spliced from 4 exons. Gene Ontology annotation, cellular component: U4 snRNP; SMN-Sm protein complex; precatalytic spliceosome. Gene Ontology annotation, biological process: spliceosomal snRNP assembly; RNA processing.